Messenger RNA from Rubroshorea leprosula, 2340 nucleotides. Lineage: Eukaryota; Viridiplantae; Streptophyta; Magnoliopsida; Malvales; Dipterocarpaceae. The record is from the annotation of a GenBank genome assembly.
GAUACGUGAGACAGGCUUUUUCUUACUAACCUGGAGUCAGAUUUUAGCGUUGUGGUACAUUUUCUUAGCAUGAGUUCAUAUUUUGAUUCUUUUUCUAGAUAUUACAUAAACUACAAAUUAAUGAAGAAGAAAGUGAAACAAUAUGCUAUUCAAAUCCAAGUUGGGGUACUAGAUCGCCGUCAUGUUCUCAAGGAUUUCUCAAGAAUGCUUGAUAAUCAGAUUGAGAAGAUUGUCCUUUUUCUGUUGGAACAACAAGGGCUACUUGCAAAGAGGUUAAUGAAGCUUGGAGAACAGCAAGAUGCUCUGCAGGAGCAGCCUGGUAUAUCCCAAAUAGGUGAACUAAGAGAGGCUUAUAGAGCAGAGGGACAAGAUCUUCUGAAGCUUCUCCUUUUUGUUGAGAUGAACGCAACUGGUCUGCGCAAGAUACUGAAGAAGUUUGACAAACGCUUUGGAUAUAGAUUCACUGAUUACUAUGUUAAAACUCGUGCCAAUCAUCCCUACUCUGAGCUACAACAAGUGUGUAAGCAUGUGGGAUUGGGGGCUGUUGUGGGGGCAAUAUCUCGCAAUCUUCAUGAUCUUCAGGGCCGUCGAGGAAGCUAUUUGUCAAUUUAUGAUCAGCCUGCUCUUCCUCUCCAGGAUCCUGUUGUUGAUUCAAUAAAAGCAGCCGUGGAUAGGUUAACCAACUCAACAAACUUCUUAAACUUCCUCGCACAACAUGCACUCAUUAUGCAAGAAGAGCUGCCUGCUCCAACUGAGGAACAAAUUGAUGAUGAGGAGAGAUACCAUUUUCUGUCACUACUUUUGAACUUGGUAAACACAUUUCUUUAUAUGGUAAAUACGUACAUAGUUGUCCCUACAGCUGAUGACUAUUCGAUGAGCCUUGGAGCUGCAGCAACUCUUUGUGGUACUGUGAUUGGGGCAAUGGCUGUUGCACAGUUGUUUUCUUCGGUGUAUUUUAGUGCAUGGUCAAAUAGAUCAUAUUUCAGACCUCUUGUAUUUAGCAGUAUUGUUCUUCUUGUGGGAAAUACCAUGUAUGCAAUAGCUUAUGAUCUUCACUCAAUGUGGAUUCUCCUAAUUGGUCGUCUUUUCUGUGGAUUGGGUUCUGCAAGAGCUGUUAACCGACGGUAUAUCAGUGACUGUGUUCCACUAAGAAUCCGCAUGCAGGCAUCAGCUGGUUUUGUCAGUGCCAGUGCCCUAGGGAUGGCUUGUGGUCCUGGUCUGGCUGGAAUACUUCAGACCAAUUUCAAGAUUUACAAGCUUACAUUCAAUCAAGACACUUUGCCUGGAUGGGUUAUGGCUGUGGCUUGGCUUAUAUAUUUGGUAUGGUUGUGGGUCUCAUUUAAGGAGCCUUCUCAUGAUGUGGAUAAUAAUCCUUCGCCUCAUGAUCCUCUGUCCGAUCCUAUAUUGGCAAAAUCAGUAGAAAGUGACGCGCUGGAGAAAGGUAUAAAACAGCCAUUGCUUAUAAGUUCCACAGACAAAGAAGAAGCUGAAGAUGGUGAGCAAGAAGGUGAUGAAAGUGAAGAAUCUCCAGAGGAAUCUCGUCCACCAGCUACUUCAAUUGCAUCAGCUUAUAGACUACUGACGCCCUCAGUAAAGGUUCAAUUGUUGAUAUAUUUCAUGCUCAAGUAUGCAAUGGAGAUUUUACUCUCAGAAUCUAGUGUUGUUACAACGUACUAUUUUAAUUGGACUACAAGUGCAGUGGCAAUCUUUCUUGCUUGUAUUGGCUUGACAGUUCUUCCAGUAAACAUUUUUGUUGGAAGCUACAUUAGCAACAUAUUUGAAGACAGGCAAAUUUUGUUAGCAUCUGAAAUAAUGGUUUGCAUAGGCAUACUCCUAAGCUUCCAUGCAAUAAUACCAUACUCUGUGCCCCAGUAUGUCUGCUCAGGACUCAUCAUGUUUGUUUCAGCUGAAGUACUUGAAGGUGUCAACUUGUCUCUACUUUCUCGGGUUAUGUCAUCCAGGCUGUCCCGUGGAACAUACAAUGGCGGACUGCUUUCAACAGAAGCCGGAACAAUUGCUCGAGUGAUCGCGGAUGGUACAAUAACACUGGCUGGUUACUUUGGGGAGAGUUGGCUUUUGAAUGCAACUCUACUUCCUUCAUUAGUUAUAUGCAUUUCCUCCAUCGUUGCCACCUGCUUUACCUACAACACCCUAUAUUGAUAAUUGAUUCGUAAAAUCUUCAUUCCUCCCUACUCAAACACCAUUCUCUCUCUCUUUUUUUCCUUUCAUGUUCAAUUGAUCAGCUGUGUAUAUUGUAAAAGGCUAGGUCAUUGAUUCUUCAUGAUUGCCUUCCAAAUCUCUUGGCAAUGCAUUGCCUCAGAAUAAAGGUAAACUAGAUGU